UGCUGAUAUCGGAUCCAGCACAGGGCCGGUGAUUGUCGCGCAUGAAACCGGAGAGAGCAACAGUGGAGCGGCUGUGAUUUCUGCGCUCCGUCGCUGAUUCCCCGUGUGCCAACUCAUCAGAGCACACGACACCCGCAGCAUAAUCCGCUUCAGCAGGUUUGAACAAACACCCUCCAGAUGAUCAGCACAAGAUGCCAGCAGCUGAACAACUAGACAUGGAGGUGAUGACCCCUCUGAUGGAGGAAGCAGGAGGUGAGGAGGAGGAUGUAGACAUAGAUGAAGAUCCAGAACAUCUGCCGCAAGGCAUCACGUUUACUCAAACCCUGCUGCAUCUCUUAAAGGGGAAUAUCGGCACAGGAUUGCUUGGGCUUCCUCUAGCAGUGAAGAAUGCUGGGAUAGUGCUCGGUCCAGUUAGUCUGCUUCUGAUGGGCGUUGUGUGUGUCCACUGCAUGCACAUCCUGGUCAACUGCAGUCAUCAGGUCAGUGAGCGGUUGAAACGUUCCCCCCUCGGUUACAGCGACACGGUUGCAGUUGCCAUGGAGAUGAGUUCCUCCCAGUGCCUGAGGAGAAGUGCUCAUUUUGGGAGGCACUUGGUGAAUUUCUUCCUGGUUUUGACCCAGCUGGGCUUCUGUAGUGUUUAUUUUGUGUUCCUGGCUGAGAACAUUAAACAGGUGAUGGAGGGAGCUCAUCUGAACAGCUCUGUGGAGACUGUGCUGAUACACUCCAACAGCUCAGAGGAGGGCGCCGUGGCUACAGGGCUGGACCUGCGGCUCUACAUGGUCUUCCUCCUUCCCUUCAUCAUCGUUCUGACCUUCAUCAGAGACCUGAGGAACAUGGCCGCACUUUCCGCCAUCGCCAACCUCUGUAUGGCUGUCAGCCUCCUCCUCAUCUUCACAUAUAUACUCAACGAUGUGAGUGAUCCCAGACGUCUGCCGUACGCCUCCACGUGGAGGAAGUUUCCCUUCUUCUUUGGAACAGCCAUAUUUGCCUUUGAAGGAAUUGGAGUGGUUCUUCCAUUGGAGAAUCAAAUGAGGGAACCGAAGCGAGUCCCUCAAGCCCUCAACAUUGGCAUGGGCUUCAUCAUGAUCCUCUACGUGACCCUGGCGACGCUGGGAUACCUCCGCUUCAGAGACGACAUCAAAGGAAGCAUUACGCUUAACCUUCCACAUGACUCCUGGUCUAAUCAGUUGGUGAAGGUCUUGUACUCGUUCAGUGUGUUUGUGAGUUUUGCGGUGCAGUUUUUCGUGCCGGCAGAGAUUCUGGUUCCGCCCGUGUGUGGACGCAUCAGGAAGAGCUGGAGACGGGUGGCUGAUCUCAGCCUGCGAGCGCUGCUCGUCUGCCUCACCUGCAUAACAGCAGUCUUGAUACCGCGGUUAGAUCUGGUGAUCUCAUUGGUCGGCGCGGUGAGCAGCUCGGCGCUGGCGCUCGUCUUCCCUCCGCUGGUGGAGCUGGUGGCGUUUCCCAGCCAACCUCCUCCUCCUCUCGUGCUCUUCAAAGACCUCUCCAUCGCUGCCUUUGGCUUCAUCGGCUUCCUGUCUGGAACCUACGUGACGCUGGAGGAGAUCAUUUAUCCCGACGACCAAGGACAGACCCGUCUCCAUGACAAUGGGAGCUGGGCCACACCCACUACCUCACCGCCCUGAAGACCACACCCACAAAGAAAAGGACCAAUCAAGGCACAGUUUCCAUAUUUAAAGGGCACAGUGUCAUUUCUGAAUACUGUAACAGCACAGACGCUUCUUCCUGUGACUGUGGCUCUGGGAUGGAGAGCUUGUCUUAUAGGGUUUGAGGUGUUUUUUCUUUUUUCUGUCAUUUUUCAUUCCACAGGCACAUGCCGAGGUGUGCGCCUGUAGCGCGGAUGCAUGUGUGUGUGAGUGAGUGAGUGAUGGUGUGCGUGGGAAAUAUUUCCUCCAUACAGGCUUUAUGGACUUUCCAUGACUUCACCCUGUUCUAGAUGGAAUGGGUUUUACUCCAUCAGGUCGCUGGACCAUAUAGCAUGACGGGCCGUCAGCUUUUAACACUGCGGGAGAGCGCCAGAGAAAUAUUGCACACUGUAAAGAAUGUACAUACUCGC
Molecule: messenger RNA, 2074 nt
Organism: Sinocyclocheilus rhinocerous
Lineage: Eukaryota; Metazoa; Chordata; Actinopteri; Cypriniformes; Cyprinidae
Gene: slc36a4
Product: solute carrier family 36 member 4
Exons: 12
Coding region: 192-1643 (483 amino acids)
Biological process (GO): amino acid transmembrane transport; L-alanine transport
Cellular component (GO): vacuolar membrane
Molecular function (GO): L-proline transmembrane transporter activity; L-alanine transmembrane transporter activity
Source: RefSeq, a predicted model, not a curated record